This is a messenger RNA of Phialemonium atrogriseum, 1062 nucleotides long. RefSeq names its product syntaxin-6. The record is from RefSeq and is a predicted model, not a curated record. Lineage: Eukaryota; Fungi; Ascomycota; Sordariomycetes; Cephalothecales; Cephalothecaceae. Bases 163 to 942 code for a protein of 259 amino acids. The transcript has 2 exons. Gene Ontology annotation, molecular function: SNARE binding; SNAP receptor activity. Gene Ontology annotation, cellular component: SNARE complex; endomembrane system; membrane. Gene Ontology annotation, biological process: Golgi vesicle transport; vesicle fusion; intracellular protein transport.
UGACUGGCAACGUCAUCUUCUUCAGCCUCGUCCCUGGGUACUUAUUCUUGGGUAGCAGCAGUACAACGACAGUUCGAAGGAAUCCUAGCUUCUACGAUUGAACGGGUUACCCAACAGACGAAAGCCUGCCUGAUGACCCCACAUCCACCAUUGUAAGACAGGAUGAUGUCCUCGGCGAACGGCGAGGACCCCUUCCUCCAGGUCCAACAAGACGUCCUCUCCCAGCUCCAAUCCACCCGCCCGCUCUUCGCCUCGUACCUGCGCAUCCGCUCCCUCACCACCAACGCGACCUCGCCUGAGCUCGUCUCGGCGCGCUCGGACCUCGAGGCAGCCCUGGGCUCGCUCGCCGAGGACCUCGCCGACCUGGUCGAGUCCGUCAAGGCAGUCGAGAGUGACCCCUCGCAGUAUGGCCUCGACGGCGGCGAGGUGACGCGCCGGAAGCGCCUGGUGCAGGAGGUGGGCGGCGAGAUCGAGGACAUGCGGGACGAGCUGGCGAAGCAGGUCGGCGCAUCAUCCGCCGGGGUCGGUGGGAGGGCAGGAGGAGGGAGGCGCGGGGCCGGAGGAGGCGGGGACGACCUGCCGGACCCCAGCGCGUUCGCCAUCCCUGACGGCGAGGGCGAUGCGGACGAUAGCUACGCCGAGUUCGAGCAGCAGCAGCAGAUGCAUAUGAUGCGUGAGCAGGACCAGCACCUGGAUGGGGUGUUCCAGACGGUUGGGAACCUGCGCCGGCAGGCCGACGACAUGGGUCGCGAGCUGGAGGAGCAACAUGAGAUGCUGGAGACCGCCGAUACUCUGGCCGACCGCGUCGGCGGGAGGCUACAGACUGGUGUUGAGAAGCUGCGAUACGUCAUGCGGAAGAACGAGGACCGGCUGAGCAGCUGCUGUAUAGCGGUUCUCAUCCUUGUCUUGAUAAUCCUUCUCAUACUGCUGUUAGCACUCUGAAAGUUUUGUGGUUUUAAGGACGCGGGGAUAGGGGGUAGUUGAAGAGCGAGCGCAAGUUUCGAAUCAGAGGCACUGUUUGUUUGGCUGUUCAUUAGACGAGCUUCGGGGACACGGCGUUAG